Lytechinus pictus (painted urchin) is the source of this 3729-nucleotide messenger RNA. Its product is annotated as transmembrane protein 26-like. The transcript has 3 exons. The record is from RefSeq and is a predicted model, not a curated record. NCBI's taxonomy places the organism in Eukaryota, Metazoa, Echinodermata, Echinoidea, Temnopleuroida, Toxopneustidae. Bases 983 to 1984 code for a protein of 333 amino acids.
ACUUUAAACCGUAGGAAACAAUCACUUUCUGCCAAGCGGGGGAGGGGGCAUCAAAUUCCAUGGAUUUGCGUUUUCCUUUUCAUGUUUGCUGCUUUUUUUAAUCUGUUUAUUGAUUAUACGUUUGACACGUACGUAAGAUGUUGAAAACGAUUACUUUCUUCCUCGUGAGCAGACACAAUUUAUCAAAUUUACGUACGUAAGAUGUAUAGACCAAGGUGAAGGGGGCACCAACCACAAAAAUAACAGGAAUUGUCUUCUCGGAAUUGAUCACUACCGAUUUGCACAAUGCUUUAAUAGAUCUCCCGUGUGGGCAAAGCAGUUUCGGGGUUACUAGGGAUACGGCCCCGCCAAACAACCGGAGGGGCUUUCAAUGCGAAUAAUAUGACUUCGUCGAUAAUCCCGCCUCGGUAACAAAAGCGUGACCAGAGGGGUGGAAAAAAGAAGGCCCCCAAUCAAGCCGAUUUGAGCUUUCAGUACAAUAGCUUGAGGAAUUGUGAGGUAGUUGGUACUCACUGAGCUGCAUAACACAAAAAACCCAUAAAAUCGAUACAAUACUUUGGGUAACUUUAAUGACGUACAUAUAACAGUCUUGGGUUUAGUAGAAUAGUUCGUCAAUCAUAUACCAGAUGAUCUGCCUUCUGAAAGGUAUAUACAAGGAAAUAGACAGGAAGAAAUAUAUAUAUGAAUUCAGCUUUAUUCUGCUUUUUUUUUCUUCAAGACGACAAGAUUCAGGGUUGCAAAUUUGAGAUGAACACCUUUCUACCAGGACUUUGCUACGAAUAGGUAUAUAGUUGUGAUAUAUCAUCACUGCAGUGAAACCGGUUGACCAUAUAGACAAGGACCUACAUUCAAUGCGGACAUUCUUACUUCAUAAGAGUUCGUUCGGGGAAUCUUCAAGUGAAUUGAGGGGACCAAAAUUAACUCCAAACAGAGUGGAUAUUUUUGUUUUCAUAUAACCACCAAGAGAACAUAAACUGUCACAAUGGGUAUCGUUUCAAUUGCCAAAGGGCUUCUGGCCCGAGUUUUCUUUGCCGUGCAUGGGAUUCUAGCAACGUGGCGGGCUACAAGUGUAUACCAAUCAAAUAUCUACUACGUUCUCCUGGCGCCUCUAAUAGUUUUGCCUGUUGAGAUGGGUAUAACCUUUGGUUGUACUGAAAAUGGAGAAUGGAAAUGGCUCUGUCCUUCAGUUCUCCUGUAUCUACUAUCUGUGGUCCCAAGUCUCUGGCUCCUCCAGUUUGAUCUCUACAACACAAGGAUAGAUUACAGAGAUGAACAGGGAUGGGAGGAAUGUUCGGCGGACACAGUCUACAAUUCAUCAUCACUUGAAGCAGUACAAGGGGUCACCAUCCCCGUGGAAUUUUCAUCGGUUGAAUGGGAGCUCAUCCUUCAACAGACUCUUUUGUGUUUGCUUAUCCUCGGCCGAUGGCUCCUUCCUAAAGGCGACCUUACCCGUGACCAACUUUCCCAGCUUCUCCUAGUCUACAUCGGUAUGGCUGCUGAUAUCUUGGAAUUCAACCUUGAAAGCCUCAAAGACGAGAAGGUAUUCUGCGAUGUCAUCCUUAUCGUCCUCAUCCUCGGCAUCUGGAGCUGGAGCUUGGUGCAGUUCUGUCUCGUGUUGACGUCGGUGGCCGGGAAGCGACGUCGUGUCGUUCUUCAGGAUGGCAGCAAUAGCUGCUCUGCCGAGUGUUGUUCUUGCUGUUUAUGCUGCCGGAAUGAAAUGUGGUCCAUGAUGGUCACCCUGAUCAUGCAAGACGGUCCGUUCCUGGCCAUGCGGCUCUACCUGAUGAUAAAAGUCAAGAUCUUCAGUAUUAUGAUGGUUUUCUUCACAUGUAAAAACAUCCUCGUCAUCCUGCUCCAGUUGUAUCGCAUGAUCAUCCUCUGUGGACAGAAUGAGGUAGAACCAGAAGAAAAUGAGGAAGGUAAACCUGACGAAAACAAGAACAGCGCGGCCCCACCAGAUGCUGUUGUAGUUGUGAGUUCUUGAUAGGCCGAUAAAUCCAAGGUGUCCUUGGGAUUUGACUCACAAACAAUGUAUGAUUCAUGCGAGUUACAAAUUGAUAUGUAAGAACAAUGAUUUGAGAUACAAUUUCGAGGAAACUUAAUUUAUGAUCAGAACGAUCACUCUUAAAUCUCGAAGACUCAACAAGGAGAAGAAGGCCAAGACAUUGAAAGAUUUAAAGCGAUUCAUCAAUAUCAUGUAUUUAUGUAUAAUGUUAUCUUCUCCCUCUGUUUCUUUCUUUCUUUCCAAUUAUUUUCAACGAUAUCUUAUCUAUGAAUUUGAUUUCAUUUUGUUUACACUUGUUUUUAUACUGUAUCAUACAAAUACUCUGCUUCAUCUUAAUUUGAGAAUUUUGGCUAAUAUUUGUAGAAAAACUUUUAUGAAAUAAUAACUUUUGAAAUCAUUUCGAAAAUACAAUACAGUGGUGGAUCGAUGUUACCCCCCCCCCCCCCACCCCCCAGCUUUCCUCGUCCAUUAGAAAGCGAAUACCAUUUCUUCAUCCAGUAGGCGAUGAGCACCAAUUUUGUUCUGUCACCUUGCAUUUUAUGUCUUUUUUAAGACUUGUAAAUCAAAAUAGCGCACUUUUUAUAUAUGUAUAUAUUUUGAUUGAGAUUGUCAUGAAGAGAGUUAUAUGUUAAUGUGCCUUAUAAAUACUUGAAUAUACGUUGAAUCUUGAUGUCACGACAUAUUUAUUCCGUUUUCGCCUUACCAAUCUGUCGUUCUGUUUAAAAAAAAUUGAAGAUAUUGCGUUAUUAUGAAUAGAAAAUAAGUUUCAAAUAUUGAGGUGAAAUAAGAGCAAAGUUUUGUUAUUUUGUUUUCGAUAUUCAUGCCUGUUAAAAUGUGACAGGAACGUAGACAGAUUUCAGCUUGUACAUUUUUUAUGACUCUGCCCAUGAUAGUGUAACAUUUACCCAUCUCAUUUUCGUUCUCGCGUUUUACAAAAGAACAGUUUGGCAGAUCAACUUCAAGUUUGGGUCUCAGUCUCUCAGAUCAAGGGCUGAAAAAACGAUUUUAAAAGUAGGUGUUUGAAAAUGUAAGAAUUUGAAUUAAGAUGGCGAUUUUCAUAUUUUUGUAUAUGUAACUGAAAACUAGUGGAGGCUAAAAUGCCCUGCAGCCCCCUCUCCCGCAGCAUCUGGGUCAUCAUGUAUGUAUAGUACUGUAUAAUGGCGAUCUGAUUACCUUCGAUCUGACAGUCUAAUUACAUUAUGAUCACUUUUGAAAAUUUUAGAAAUUAAGUGAUGACACAUUACCUUAGAUAAACCGAUUGCGGAGGGCGGAGGCAUAAAUUUUGAUUGUUCGCAGUCGAGAAUCCAUCUAGUUAAUUUUGUUUUGUAACCCUAUGUUGGUAUUCUAAUUACUUCAGUGUGUGAUCAACCCCUGAAUAUACUUCAAUGAUAUUAUACACGAGGACAAAAUGUGACAAGGAGAUAUCUAUGUUGGUUUUAUUGUGCCUUUGUUGUCUUGCCUUGCGCUUAUUUUGUUUUGAUAGUCACAUUAGUUGGGAGCUGGCUAUAAAACAUACCCUAUAUCGGAAGCCUUUAUUGAUUUAUAUUUAAAUUAGUUUUAUCUAUGAACAAAAAAUCCUUCAGUAUUGUCACUAACACCGGAUUCGACUUUGUAUUUAUCUUUGAUGGUAUUCUCUUUUUUCACCAAAGUGUUGUGUUAUUUUCACCUUGAAAAUGAAGCUUAUUUAUAAAUUAAAGGACUCAAAAUAUUUGUAUGGAUUAUAA